Zingiber officinale is the source of this 480-nucleotide messenger RNA. RefSeq names its product ribosomal RNA small subunit methyltransferase H-like. Gene Ontology annotation, biological process: rRNA base methylation. Gene Ontology annotation, molecular function: rRNA (cytosine-N4-)-methyltransferase activity. Lineage: Eukaryota; Viridiplantae; Streptophyta; Magnoliopsida; Zingiberales; Zingiberaceae. Bases 1 to 480 code for a protein of 159 amino acids. The record is from RefSeq and is a predicted model, not a curated record. The transcript is spliced from 4 exons.
AUGGAUAUGGAUGCUUCAAUCCAUGACCAGGCCCGGGCUCGGAUAGAGAAGCUCUUGGCCGUGGAUUCGCGCGGCAGCAAGUUGAAAGCUUACACUCAUGUCAGAAACUUUAAGUACAUCAAGUCGGUGCUUAGCGGCGUCGAUGAGAACCUGCUUGACAUUGGGGUGAACGACAUCUUGAUGGACCUUGGAAUCUCAUCCAUGCAGGUGGAUGACUCUAAAGGGGAUUUAGUGUGCAAGGCAAGUUUGACAGCUAAAGAGAUAUUGAAUUCUUGGCCUGCUGCGGAAGUGGGAAAGGUACUACGUGAAUAUGGAGAAGAAAGCAAUUGGCAAUUUAUUCAGAAUCAAAUUGUUGAAGCUCGUGCACAAGGGGGAUUGCAUACUACAGAUGAACUUGUGCAUCUUAAUCUGGAGUGUGGACAAUCUGUUAAGGUUGUCUUUAAUCAAAUUUUGAUUGUGCUGCUAGAGAUUCAUAAAUGA